AUGGCCGCUAUACCCAGUCAGCUGCUGCAGAACUACCACCAGGACUGUGAAGCUGCUGUGAACCGCCAUAUCCAGCUGCAACUCUAUGCCUCCUAUGUCUACCUGUCCAUGGCUUUCUACUGUGAUCGUGACAAAAUUGCCCUGGGACACUUCAAACGCUUCUUUCUGAGCAAGUCCCACAAGUUGAAGGCCAGUGCAAAGAUGUUCAUGUUCCUGCAGAACAAGCGAGGUGGCCGCAUUGCCUUCCAUGACAUCUCCAGACCAGACCGUGAUGACUGGCACGGUGGCUUUCAGGCCAUGGAAUGUGCCUUCCACCUGGAGAAGACCAUUAACCAAAGCCUCCUGGACUUGCACCACCUGGCCACUGAAAAAGGUAAUGGCCACUUGUGUGACUUUUUAAAGUGCUAUUGUCUACACCAGCAGGUUGAAAUCAUCAAGGAGAUGGGCAGCUACCUGACCAAUCUGCGCCAGAUGGGGGCGCCUGAAGACCGAAUGGCUGAGUACCUCUUUGACAAGCUCACUCUGGCAGAGAACACCAAGGAGGACUGA
Molecule: messenger RNA, 549 nt
Organism: Jaculus jaculus (lesser Egyptian jerboa)
Lineage: Eukaryota; Metazoa; Chordata; Mammalia; Rodentia; Dipodidae
Product: ferritin heavy polypeptide-like 17
Exons: 1
Coding region: 1-549 (182 amino acids)
Biological process (GO): intracellular iron ion homeostasis; iron ion transport
Cellular component (GO): cytoplasm
Molecular function (GO): ferric iron binding; ferrous iron binding
Source: RefSeq, a predicted model, not a curated record